AUGCCAAACAAAAUCUCAACAGCGCAACGGGGUGGCUGUGCCCUUGAGAAGUCGCGGUGUGAACUCCACCGACGAACGUACCAUGAAUGCCUACAAUGUCAACCCCACGCCAUUCAUGGAGUGACGGUGCACAAGAACGGGCUCUUCCCAACGGAGGACGCUACCGUCGGUAGGCAACAGAAAGAACACGAAGAAACCACCGCUGUUACUGUUGGCAGAGCAAUACACAGCUCUGAUUGGCUUGGCGAUUCCCUGUCUGUGAGAGUUCCAAGUUUGGGAGAUAGUGGGGCCUUACCGCGUCUCUGGGACGCUGCAGCCAACCAGGAGACACUAGACCGGGGAUGCAAGUUGCUAGCAGUCUGCCGCGCGACUAGCACCAGCCUUAGCCCAUCUGAUGCUGCCCAGGCGUACAGGUCUCCGAAGAUCGGCGACCUUCCAGGCUUCCGCUUAUCGAGUCUGAAACUCAUAAUCGAGUCACGACUCAACACUCAAGACUCGGCAACUGAUGGACCGGGGAAGCCAUACCUGUUGAAUGCUGCCACUUCAGACACAGCCCCUGCAACGGAUCCUGGGGUGAUGGGGAAUAAAGACGUGAUAUAUAUCAAGAAGUCUGGAUUGAGAUCAAUUCGAAGGAACCGGCGGUUUGAACCCAUAGUGUUCCAUCGGUAG
Messenger RNA from Paracoccidioides brasiliensis Pb18, 669 nucleotides. RefSeq lists its product as uncharacterized. Bases 1 to 669 code for a protein of 222 amino acids. The transcript has 4 exons. The record is from RefSeq and is a predicted model, not a curated record.